Cygnus olor (mute swan) is the source of this 2013-nucleotide messenger RNA. It is a transcript of the gene HSD17B3, whose product is annotated as hydroxysteroid 17-beta dehydrogenase 3. Lineage: Eukaryota; Metazoa; Chordata; Aves; Anseriformes; Anatidae. Gene Ontology annotation, molecular function: oxidoreductase activity. The coding region runs from base 747 to 1679 and encodes 310 amino acids. The record is from RefSeq and is a predicted model, not a curated record. Gene Ontology annotation, cellular component: endoplasmic reticulum. The transcript has 11 exons.
UUUUGAUCCAUGUCCUCAGCUUUAGCUCUAGUUCAAAUGUAUUUUGUUCAGAAAACUGGAAGUCCUGUGCCCUUGUUAAAAUCUUACUGUAGUAGUUUGUGCCAUGAUUUCCCCAUCUGUUAAAUGGGGAAAACCUCUUACCAGAAAGCUCUUUGGAAGGUUAUAUGAUAUUGCUCUUUCUAUAUAGGAAGAAUUAGAUGUCUUUAUUACCUGUUUAUUAUUUUGUCUUUGAAUCGGGAGAUAAAUGUAUUUUUCUGGCCUAAGCACAAGUUCAGUGUGAACUUGCCCUGGAAGUCUCUGGACUGGGGCUUAACUCUUCAUCGCUGUAUGAAGUAGUGCUGUUGUGUUAUCCCCAAGGUCUGGAGUAUUCUUAUCCAGGGUUUUGGUUUAGACCCAUCUUCAGUCUCUACGAUUCCUAAGCAACUACAAUAAAAAUAUUUUUAUUCUUUUUGUUCUUGGGUAGCCUCCAGAAAAGGAAUGAAACCUUGCUACUAAAGCGAACACCAGAAGUCAUUGUUUCAUUUUGAUUUUUUUUCUUUUUUUUUUUUGGUCGUUUACAAAUCUGGGUGUAAUGCAGAGACGUUAUUCUAGUCUAAACUCUGGGCAUUCCUUGGAGAAAGCAGGUCACGUGCCCUGAUUAGACUUCUCCCUUCUCUGCCAGUGCCCAGAGACUAGCAGCGUGCUGGGAAGAGGCAUUUCCCAGGAGAGUGUUACCCUUGCGUGCUAGCUCGCUGCCUUCUCUCGCCAUGGAAGACUAUCAGCAUCAGCUGCUGAUGGUUACUGGGGGACUGAUCUGUUUCUGCGCUCUGGUAAAAUGCAUCAGAUUUAUGAAAUAUGUUUUGCCAUAUACCUGGAGUGCUUUGCCUCAGGCUUUUUUUCGGUCGCUGGGAGAAUGGGCAGUGGUCACAGGAGCAGGAGAUGGGCUUGGAAAAGCAUAUUCAUUUGAGCUGGCAAAACGUGGGUUAAAUGUAGUUAUGAUAAGCAGAACUCUUGAAAAACUGCAGAGAGUAGCCACUGAAAUCGAGCAGGCCACAGGUCAAAAGGUGAAGGUUAUACAAGCUGAUUUCACUAGAAAUUCAGUAUACGAGAACAUUGAAAAAGGUCUGCAAGGCUUGGAAAUUGGUGUUUUGGUUAACAAUGUUGGAAUGCUUCAUAAUCCUCUCCCAUGCCGUUUCCUUAAUGCACCAGACGUAGAUGAGAACCUUGUGAACUGCAACAUUAUUUCUGCUACAAAGAUGACACAAAUAAUUUUGAAACAAAUGGAACCAAGACAGAAGGGUCUUAUUCUGAAUCUGUCAUCUGGUCUGGGUACUUUUCCCUGUCCAUUAUACACAAUGUACUCAGCUUCUAAGGCUUUUAUAUGCACUUUCUCCAAAGCACUACAAGCAGAGUACAGGGCAAAGGGAAUUAUCAUACAGGUAGUGGCUCCUUAUGGUGUUUCUACUCCAAUGACCAUGCACCAAAAACCUGGUCUUAUUACAAAGACGGCAGAAGAGUUUGUUAGUGAAUCACUGGAUUAUGUUACUUUUGGAGAUGAGAUUUUUGGAUGUUUAGCCCAUGAAAUACUGGCCUGUGUCCUGCGGCUUGUUCCUUUAUGGGUAUUCCACAGUGACAGGCUUCAAGAAGCAGUCCUGCAUCUGUUCACCAGUUAUCUGAAGAAAAGGUGGAGGAAGCCCUGACGUCAUUUUCUUUCUUCCCAUUUUUUUUUUUUUUUGGAAGAUGUGCAAUAGGAAACCCCGGCAGGAUACAUUUUAAUGUGGCUGUGUGUGUGAAUGUGGAAGGAAUCAAAUCAGUUGGAGGCAUAACUCCACCCAAAUCACCAAUCCAGUGAUCAGUGACUGGAUCCAAUGAAUCUAUUAAGCAAAAUAAUUACUGUCCUUUUCCAGCAAUUUCUGGGCUUUAGAUAGGUUCUAAGAAAUGCUGCUGCUGCUACUAUUUUGAUAUAAGCUUGGAGGCCACAGAUAUUUAUGCUUAUUUGUUGUUCACAAAUAAAACAACAAUUUGCUUUAUUCC